UCUCCACUCUCAUCUCGCGCCAGUCGUGCGUCGACGAUCGCGAGCGCCGCACGUGUCUUUCGCUAUGCUAUGACACUUCCGAAAUACGCGCGUGUUUAGUGUUUGUACCUGCCAUGGUGACGGGUAUCGGCAACCCUCAACAAGGGGUGUCCAACCCCGUACCCAGCCCAGGGAUGCAGGAGCAAAAGAAGACGAGCGAUAAUAGACGGAGCAACAAACCUAUAAUGGAAAAACGGCGUCGAGCACGCAUCAAUAACUGUUUGAAUGAACUGAAGGCUCUUAUUCUUGACGCUAUGAAAAAAGACCCAGCACGUCAUUCGAAACUGGAGAAAGCAGAUAUCUUGGAAAUGACAGUAAAACAUUUGGAAGGCUUACGCACAGAAGGCGCUGGUUCUCCAGAUAGAUUCAAAGCUGGAUACAGGCAUUGCUUGUCCGAGGUUGCCAAGUUUCCUGGACUAGAAGGAGGGCUAAAAAGACGACUAGUACGGCAUUUGGAAGGCUGCGUCAGCUCACCUGGUGCGCGACCGUUUGCUGCACCAACUCCACCCUCGGACACUGAAGAUGCCGUCUCUUCUUCUCAACACUCUACCAUAUUUAUCUCAGCUGGUCCCGGGUCUGGAGUACGACUCGUCCCAACGAGAUUAUCAAAUGGUGACAUCGCACUACUGUUACCAGCUGGUGUCAGUGCCAGUACAUUAGGCACAGUACCGACCCUAGUACCACUCUCACCAAGAGACGUCUCUUCUUCGUCUUCAGAACCCAGGUGCUAUUCUCCAGCCAGUUCAGGAUGGGGAACCCCUCCUCCGCCAACGGAAGAACCUGCCCCCUUAGCCCUAGUGACUAGAAGACAACCCCCUGAUGAAAAGCCUUGGCGACCAUGGUGACAAUUCAUUUCCUUUCGUUUAAACCUGUGAUCUGUGAUAUUUGUUUGUAGUUGUAUGAUAUGUCGAGUGAUAGAUUUUAAAAGUUCCUAUAUAUAAUAUUAUGUUCUAUAGAUAAUAGAAUUAUGAGAUGAAAAUUACUUGCUUGGUCAGUAUAUAUUGUGUGAUAAUAAAUAACAUAUAAUACCUAAGUAUCUGUGUGUAAAUUAGGCCAUUAUAGUUUUAGUUACUUUUCUAGUGUUAGUCUUCCCUUGUUAAGUUAGGUUUAGUACGAUUGUAAAUUUUUUGAUGACAUCUAAGGCAGUAUUUCAUGAAAAGGGACGAUUGUCCAAUAUAUUAACAGAAUUAAAUAUAUUUUAUAUUAAUCAUUAUAUUCAUCAAACUUAUUUAGGUACAUAGUGCCAUCUAAUUAUAAAUAAUUUUCUAGCAUCGCUCAGUUCUAUAAAAGUAUAUUUUAUCAGUUUAUAUCUGCUUUUGACUUUUAAGUGGAGUGAUGAAAUACUUAUUGCAGAUUGCCAAAUUUAAGCUUACAACAGAAUAAACCAGUGCUUUGAACUUUUAUUGCUCAAUGUUAUAAUAAAUUGCUGUUUUAUAGCAGUCUGAAAUAAUCUGCAUGUAAAAUGUUUCAGUGUGUUUAGUCUAAUUAAUAUUUGUAUAUUAUAAUAAGGAUUAAACUUAUAGAAUUCUGCGUGCCUUAUACAGCAAAAUCGUAUAGUCUUCCAAUUCUUAGUUAUAAGUUGAUUUGCGUAUUCAGAUGUUUAAAAUUAUUUCGUCAAAUGAAGAUAUUAUACUAUAAUAAAACAUUAUGAAUAAACUUAAUACAUAUAUGUUACCAUAUUUAAGUAAUAAUCAUGUCUUCCUUUGCCAGUUACCAACUUAUGGACAGUAAACACAAUAUGGUACUUAUUUAUUACUUACUAAAAAUAUGUUAGUUUGAUAUAUUUAUGUAUUUGUCAGAUGAAAAUUUCUACAAAAUAUUAUAUAUUAUAUUCAUAUAACCUGCCAGAAAACUGGAUGUGCCUACAGUUUAACUCGAAUUGUAUAAUAUGUAGGCACCUGUAGGUGUAUUUUUAAGAAUGUCAUGAUACCAGCAUACAGUAAGAAAAAAACUCCAUCAACAAUGUUUAAAAAAAAAAGAGUAAAAUUAUACCUAAAACUCUCCACAGUACUAUAGUAGAUACUGCAUAGUAAAAUUCAUUAUUAUUUGUUUGUAUGGUAGGAGCGUAGAAGAUUAAUUUUUAUGUGUUUUGUUUUAAGAAAAAUACCCAUCUCUCUGACUAUAAUAUAAACGCAACAACUUUGUGGCGAAGUAACAAAACUUACUUUACUUAUUAAUAAUUUUGUAAAUUAUUUGCAAGAUAAUUUUUAAGUUUUGCGUAAAUAUAGAUUACUUCUUAUAUUAUAAACAAUUACGUACCUUCCUAAAUUUAAAUUAGCGUUCGUAAAUAAAUGUUAUAAUAACGUGAUAUUAUUUUAAGAUUAUAGUUUAAGUUGAUUGUACCUAAAAGACAAAAUAAUAAAUAUUACACGAAUAUAUGGA
Maniola jurtina (meadow brown) is the source of this 2421-nucleotide messenger RNA. It is a transcript of the gene hry, whose product is annotated as protein hairy-like. The record is from RefSeq and is a predicted model, not a curated record. Gene Ontology annotation, biological process: anterior/posterior pattern specification; regulation of neurogenesis; regulation of transcription by RNA polymerase II. NCBI's taxonomy places the organism in Eukaryota, Metazoa, Arthropoda, Insecta, Lepidoptera, Nymphalidae. The transcript is spliced from 4 exons. The coding region runs from base 114 to 884 and encodes 256 amino acids. Gene Ontology annotation, molecular function: RNA polymerase II cis-regulatory region sequence-specific DNA binding; DNA-binding transcription factor activity, RNA polymerase II-specific; protein dimerization activity. Gene Ontology annotation, cellular component: nucleus.